This is a messenger RNA of Cariama cristata (Red-legged seriema), 1727 nucleotides long. Its product is annotated as kinesin-like protein KIF16B. Gene Ontology annotation, biological process: microtubule-based movement. The transcript has 16 exons. NCBI's taxonomy places the organism in Eukaryota, Metazoa, Chordata, Aves, Cariamiformes, Cariamidae. The annotation marks the transcript as partial. The record is from RefSeq and is a predicted model, not a curated record. Gene Ontology annotation, molecular function: ATP binding; microtubule binding; microtubule motor activity.
CUUAAUGCAAAGUUUAUUAUUUCAAUGGAAAAAAAUAAAACGACAAUCACAAAUUUAAAGGUACCAGAGGGUAGUACUGGAGACACAGGACGAGAAAGAACUAAGACAUUUACCUAUGAUUUUUCCUAUUUCUCAGCAGACAGUAAAAGUCCCAGCUUUGUUUGUCAAGAAAUGGUUUUCAAAAAUCUUGGUACGGAUGUGCUUAAAUCUGCUUUUGAAGGUUAUAAUGCUUGUGUUUUUGCAUAUGGACAGACUGGAUCUGGGAAGUCCUACACCAUGAUGGGAAAUGCGGGUGAUGCGGGUUUAAUACCUCGAAUUUGUGAAGGAUUAUUCAGCAAAAUAAGUGAAAAAACGAAGCGGAAUGAGGCAUCCUUUCGAACGGAAGUCAGUUACCUGGAAAUUUAUAAUGAACGUGUGAGAGAUCUUCUCAGACGGAAGUCAUCGAAAACUAAUAAUUUACGAAUACGAGAACAUCCGAAAGAGGGGCCAUAUGUUGAGGAUUUGUCUAAACAUUUAGUGCAAAAUUAUGCUGAUGUAGAGGAACUUAUGGACGCAGGAAAUAUAAAUAGAACGACGGCUGCAACAGGAAUGAAUGAUGUCAGUAGCAGGUCGCACGCCAUUUUCACGAUUAACUUCACUCAGGCUAAAUUUGAUUCUGAAAUGCCUUGUGAAACUGUUAGCAAGAUUCAUUUGGUAGAUCUUGCUGGAAGUGAGAGAGCAGAUGCCACCGGUGCCACAGGGGUUAGAUUAAAGGAAGGAGGGAAUAUUAACAAAUCUCUAGUUACUCUGGGAAAUGUAAUUUCUGCCUUAGCUGAUUUAUCUCAGGAUGCAACAAACCCUCUUUCAAAGAAGAAACAAGUAUUUGUGCCUUACAGGGAUUCUGUGUUGACUUGGCUGUUAAAAGAUAGCCUAGGAGGAAACUCUAAAACUAUAAUGAUUGCCACUAUUUCACCUGCUGAUGUCAAUUAUGGAGAAACUUUAAGUACACUUCGCUAUGCAAAUAGAGCCAAAAACAUCAUCAACAAGCCUACUAUUAAUGAGGAUCCUAACGUCAAACUGAUCCGUGAGCUGAGAGCUGAAAUAGCCCGAUUAAAAGCCCUGCUUGCUCAAGGGAAUCAGAUCGCACUCUUGGAUUCUCCAACAGCUUUAAGUAUGGAAGAAAAGCUUCAGCAGAAUGAAGCAAGAGUACAAGAACUGACGAAAGAGUGGACAAACAAGUGGAAUGAAACUCAAGAUAUUCUGAAAGAACAAACCUUGGCUCUGAGGAAAGAAGGGAUAGGUGUUGUGUUAGAUUCUGAACUGCCUCAUCUAAUUGGCAUUGAUGAUGAUCUUCUCAGUACUGGUAUCAUCUUGUACCACUUGAAGGAGGGCCAAACAUAUGUUGGGAGAGAAGAUGCUAUGACAGAACAAGAUAUUGUUCUUCAUGGCCUCGAUUUGGAAAGUGAGCAUUGCAUCUUUGAAAAUCUCAACGGUACUGUGAAUCUGAUACCACUGAAUGGAGCGCAGUGUUCUGUGAACGGUAUUCAGAUUGCAGAGGCCACACAGCUAAACCAAGGUGCAGUUAUAUUACUUGGAAGAACCAAUAUGUUUCGCUUUAACCACCCCAAAGAAGCUGCUAAGCUAAGGGAGAAAAGAAAGAGUGGGCUGCUGUCUUCCUUCAGCUUGUCUAUGACAGAUCUUUCAAAAUCUUGUGAGAACCUGUCAGCAGUUAUGCUUUACAAUCCAGG